AUGUUGCACUCUGACCGGGAUCCGGGGGAGUGCACAAUGACCCCGGAACAAUGUGCCUAUAAAUCUCAGUACUGGGUGAAUUGGUACCAAGCAGACCAUCGCUAUUCCUUGCCGACGGUAGCUUUCUUUCUGGCUGCUAUUGUUCUGUUUGCCGUUGGUCAUUUUCUAUCCGGUAUCGCUCCUCAGCGAGUCCAAAGAAGCGCGAUUUGGUCGCGCUCCGUGUCUUUUCUCCGAUUCCUGUCUUACAAAAGCUGGCGAGUUGCUGGCUGGAACACUCAGUCUUUGGGUGUCUUCUUGUUGGGAGGUGCUGGUCUGGUCUUUUUCCUGGCGAUGACACUCGGGCCUCAUCCUUAUUACUGGCCUAAUACCAAGGAGAUCAGCUACGGUGGUUCGCCCCCUAUCGCCACAAGAACGGGCUUUAUGGCCCUAGCAUGUCUGCCAUUUUUGAUUAUUCUUGGUGCUAAAGCAAACCCCAUCACUGCAUUGACCGGCAUCUCACACGAGAAGCUCAACAUCUGGCAUAACUGGGUUGCUUGGGCCAUGUUUGUCCUGGCCUUGAUUCACACCUUCCCAUUCAUCAUUGUCCACGUCAAGAAGGGCGACCUUGUCAUGACAUGGAAGACUGGUGGCGUUUGGGUGACGGGCGUGGUAGCCCUCAUUGCUCAGGCAUGGCUCACAUUUAUGUCUGUCCCCUGGAUUCGAAACCGCUAUUAUGAAUUUUUCAAAGGAACCCAUUUCUUCAUGGCGAUGGUUUUCAUGAUCUUCUUUUUCCUCCAUUGUGAUUUCCGUAUGUCCUCCUGGGACUACUUUAUCGCCACCGCCGUCAUCUACACACUCUGCUGGCUCUACUCUCAGUGUCGAACAUACUUCGAGCAUGGCUUCAAGCACAAGGCCCGGCUGUCCGCUGUAACCGAAAACAUCUUGAAGAUCACAAUCGACACAAGAAUGGAGUGGGCACCCGGCCAGCAUAUCUUUCUGCGAUUUUUGACCUGUGGUGCACACGCCUUCACAUCUCACCCUUUCACUAUCUGCUCUGUUUCUCAGAAGGGAAACAAGAAUCAACUGCAAUUUUUUGUCAAAUGCAGAGGCGGCAUGACUGGUCGCUUGAUGAGCUUGGCUCUUAAGAACCCCGAUGCCCAGGUUCCGGUUCUCCUGGACGGUCCCUAUGGUGGUAUUCCCCAAGGGCGUCUGGUUGAUUUCGAAAGAAAUCUCAUUAUCGGUGGCGGUGCUGGAGCUGGUUUGACGCUGUCCAUGGUCGAAGAAUUUGUUCAACUCUCCCAUCUACGACCUAAAGACGAGAUGAAAGUCAUCGUCGCAACCCGUGAUGCUGGUAUGCGUUUCUGGUAUCUUCAGGCUUUGGAGGAUAUUGCCCACCGGCAUUCUAAAGACGAGACUAUUCCUCGAUUAUCCAUCCAUAUCCACGAGACCUUUUCCGAAGAAGUUGGUCGGGAACCUGGAACUGAAGAUCUCAAAUUGGAAGCCGGCGCCAAAGUUCAAAGAGUGGUUUCUAAGGAAUGUAGCCAGCUGACGACGGAAAUGUUUGGAGUUCAUUUCUUCAGCGGCAGACCUGAUCUCCCAGCCAGUACCCAUCAAAUGGCCGACCAGGAGGGCGUCUCUGUGGGUGUUGUGGUGUGCGGUCCCUCCUCUAUGCAUCAUGAUGUCUGUGAAGCAGCCUCGGUAGAACAAAGCAAAAUCAUGGCUAAGAAGCCUGGCGCUGCGAGGGAGCUGUGGCUUCACACCGAGAAUUUCUCGUAA
Messenger RNA from Penicillium waksmanii, 1755 nucleotides. RefSeq names its product ferric reductase family protein. The coding region runs from base 1 to 1755 and encodes 584 amino acids. NCBI's taxonomy places the organism in Eukaryota, Fungi, Ascomycota, Eurotiomycetes, Eurotiales, Aspergillaceae. The record is from RefSeq and is a predicted model, not a curated record. Gene Ontology annotation, cellular component: plasma membrane. Gene Ontology annotation, molecular function: ferric-chelate reductase activity. Gene Ontology annotation, biological process: copper ion import; iron ion transport; intracellular iron ion homeostasis. The transcript has 4 exons.